GUGCUUCGUGGUAUGGCACGUGGGUUGCGUCCGCCGUCCCGAGUUUCACAUUCCUCUCAGCCCACCCCGGUCGAUACGGAGACUCCCUCAAGCAUUGUCGCAAGCCUACUUCCCCCAUGUCCCACUAAUUACAUUUCAUCUUCUCCUGCAUGGAAUAAUCAACAUGCAUCAAAGGACCUUACCGGUUCCGCCGCUUGCCCAUCCGUUGGUCAGCGUUUAGGAGAUCAGGAAUUUACCCUAUCGGUCUUCCCUCAGUUUCAAUCUGUCAUUCCUCACUCAUUAUGCCAUUCCCUCAUGCUGGUUAACAAAGAAGAUCCAACUGAAUGUAAUUAUGUGACUCCUUUUGAUACUUCAGCCCUUUGUACUUCACCCAGCCUCCCGCCGAUGACUGCUGCGUCUGAGGUGCGAUGGAGUGUAUGGAACCACGCUUGGUUAGACGUGUCCGGAAGCGAAUAUCUCUUGGGUCAUAUUGGCUCGGUAUAUGCCGGUCGAUUACCCCAUCGGGCAGUGCUUAGUGAAGAUUACUUGAGUACUUGCUUAACUGCUCCUCAGUUGGUCUCUCUGAAUCGAUCCGGUAAAUUGAUGGGCGCUUGCAAUAUUGUGUCAUUAUCCUUCUCAUCAAGUCAAUUCAAAAUGCUGUUAAAAUUGUCUAGUCAGCUGAUGAGCGAUAAGUUUGCAAAAAAUUUGGACUCAAUUGUGAAAAUUUUUUGGCCGUACCGACCGAAAAAUGGACGUUAUCCGUAUCGAUCUUUUGCGCAUAAUUUGCGUCUAUGUUGGUUAUUACUCAUCCGGGACGUAUUACAAAAUGAUAUUAAAGAAACAGGCGACAAAAUCCUGAGCAGCGUACAAAAUCUAAUGCUUGAGGUGUACACUAGCUGCAUUCGCGAUUUGCACCGUCUAUCGACCGAGAUGACUACGGACCCGUUGGCAUCUACCGACACUCAAACAGUUCCGCCAACGGCUAAAAUUUCCUCCCUCGUGUCCUCUGCGAAUGCCCUAUCCGCGUCGUUUCGACGAACUCCACGACCGCGUUUCAGUAAUCCUCAGGAUGAUGAUCCAGAUCGAUCAAGUGAAGCAGCUGAGUGUAAUUCAUCUCCGUUUGAUGAUUCCAGACAACUUAAUGGGUUCACGAAAGAGGAUGCAGAAUCUCGCAUUUCUAACACCCCCGAACAAGUCGGUGAACGUAAAACGAUUUUGAUUCCAAACAAGCAGUCAGCAACUUCGGGCCUGGAUGCUGAAGAACGGAUUAUUACAAUUGGCCCGAAAGUUUCCCGGUUUUCUAAUUCCGAAGCGGUUGAAUUAUCGUCUCCAAGCGAGUUACUGGAUUCCGCCGGGACUGCCGGGACCACUGCCACUUGGAGCAGUCGCUCGGAUCAGUCCGCAUCGGCUUUGUUCACUUGCGAACUAAUAACUGCAUCCACUGCUGCAUGUUUGCAAAUCCUGAUCGAGGCAAUCACUGAUAUGGGAGAUUCCGAAAGCUUGCUCACUCGGCUUUUGGAACGUGUUGCCACAGGGAUUGAUCUUCGGGCAAUUCUGCAUGCUGAACAGGGAGGCCUAGAGCAAACUCCGGUCCUGUUCACUCCCACCGCCGGUCAAUCCGGCCCAGCGGUCACGGCGCGUGGUGUACAGCAGUUCAUCCGCGGGCAUCUAAGUGUGCUGNCACAAAUCCGGCGUAUCUCAGCAGCUGUUCAACCGACAGCUUAG
Molecule: messenger RNA, 1704 nt
Organism: Echinostoma caproni
Lineage: Eukaryota; Metazoa; Platyhelminthes; Trematoda; Plagiorchiida; Echinostomatidae
Source: the annotation of a GenBank genome assembly